GAAAAAUUAUGGGAUGGCAAUGGUGGGCGCGUGAUUUUGAACAAAAAGUUUACUAAACAUUAUAGGUGUUCAACACAUUCUUGAUGAUUAUUGUUAAGUUAUUUAGUCAUUUUAAAUAGCAGUAUUAAAUGAACUUAAAAAUCAUGAUCAUUCCGUUGUUCAUGCCAUUAUUAUGUCAUUCGGGAUGCAUCCUGACCUCAAAGUGGGCCAAUGCGCCAUCAUUGUAGACAAUAUUUUGACUAUAUCUAUUUGGUGUCCGAUUUACGUGUUGUUAGAGAGAUGAGUUAACCCUGCUGAUGAGUUCUCUAAGGGAAGACCAUGAAUUGCUGCAGUCAACUGAUACAAUGGAGGUUGCAACUUCUAAUGAGUUUAUUGUGGCAAGCUCUCUGCCAGGGACAUCAGAUUCCAGCACUUUACUCUCAACACCUACUUUGUCAAAUGUAGGAACAUCAACUACAGACUCAAUCAAUUUUUUGACAGUACAAAAUCAAAAUGGGCAGUUGAUUAUCCAACAGCCCAUAAAAACAACCAACAAUGGGCCAACACUUGUUAAUAAUGGGGCGUCACUUCCCAAAGGCCACAUUAUUGUGCGACAAAAGCCUGUUGGAGGUGGACAGCAGUCGCUCUCAGCAUCUAGCUCGGUGGGUGAUGUUUUAACACUUGAGAAAGCAGGGAUGAAGCGACCUCUGCCAUCAUCUGGCAGCAAUGUCAUAACAAAAGUGAUAAUAACAAAAAAUCCCAUAUCGGGUCAGCCCCAAGCUCUACAAGCUGGGCCCCCUUCACAGACUUUUACCAUCACAACUUUACCCAGCAGUGGGAGUGUAGCUGUAAAUAGUCUAAGUGCUACUUCUGUGGUAAACCCCUCAGGUACUCCUACAAAAACCGUCACACUCACCUCCCAAGGUAUUCUGUCACCAGUAAAAACUGUGAUAGCUACUAUUCCUAGUGCAGGUACAUCAAAGCUAAAUAUCCCUUAUAAAAUACCUAUAUCCCCUUCGAAAGCGCCGACAAAAAUUACAAUGAUUCCUGUAAGCAGGUCGCCCAAUAAACAGGUCCUGAACCCCGCAAACAUCACAGUAUUGUCACGUGCACUUACCACUCUGGCACAGACUGGAAACGCUAAACCAGGAUCACCAUCUAAAGUUAUCAUCAAGCAAGGCCCAGCACCCACAGGCUCUGCCAUUACUUUAAAAAGCCAGUCCUUACCUAAUUUGGCUCCACAAACAGCCCAACCAAUUAGAACUGCUCAAGUUGUUCAAAGUAUUCGUGGUCCAAAUAUAACACAGAAUAUCCGCCCAGUUGCAAUCAGUAGUGCAGGCAAUGUUCAGCAAAUUCAGGUCCCCGGCAGUCGAUUUCAUUAUGUUCGUUUGGUGUCCCCAGCUUCAGGUGCCAAUUCCCAGACAACUACACUAACAGCUGUAUCAAAACCCAUCACUGCAACAUCUCAGCUGACACAAUCUACAAAGGUAGUUCCAGUAACAUCAGCUCCUCUUCCUACAAGCCAUUUGAAAAUUACCUUACCCAUUCAACAAAAUGCUACACUGGCUCCAAAACCCAGCCUCUCUAUUCCCAUCACUGUCAACACACAGCCCAGUAUGCACCGUAUCAUUCUCCCGGCUACAUCAACCAAUGUUACCCUUCAAGGCUCUACAGUCACGUCACUGGCUCCAAUCCAGCCUGCACCUACUGUUUCUAUACAGAAUGUUAACCAGUUGCCUCCUGGCUCAGCAAUCCUUUCUACAAAUGCCACAAAUAUCCAGGGAAUGCAAAGCUUUGCUAUAGUUCCAGCACUAGUUCCUGCAUCCUAUGUUACACAGAUGCAACAUCAGUUUAUAAAGCCCCAGACAACACAAGCGGCAAUAGCCCCUUCAGCCCCCAGACAGACCAGAGACUAUGUCCCUAUAGCCAGCAUAGACCCAGCUGUCACUCAGUACACAGUUUCCAGGAAUGCCCCAGCACAAAAUGGACCAACAUUAGAAGCCACUGGAGCAAGGCCAAGGAAACCCUGUAAUUGUACAAAAUCUCAGUGUUUAAAACUAUACUGUGAUUGUUUUGCUAACGGAGAAUUCUGUCAAAACUGUAACUGCACAAAUUGUGCUAAUAAUUUGGAGCAUGAGGAAGAGAGGUCAAAAGCCAUUAAGUCUUGUUUAGACAGAAACCCUCAAGCUUUUCAUCCAAAAAUUGGUAAAGCAAAAGAUGUUGAGGGUAACAGACGGCAUACAAAAGGUUGUAAUUGUAAACGAUCAGGCUGCUUAAAAAAUUAUUGUGAAUGUUAUGAGGCAAAAAUUAUGUGCUCAAAUUUUUGCAAAUGUAUUGGGUGCAAAAACUUUGAAGAAAGUCCAGAACGAAAGACUUUGAUGCACCUUGCAGAUGCAGCUGAAGUGCGUGUACAGCAACAGACAGCAGCUAAGACCAAAUUGUCCUCUCAGAUUUCCUGCGUCCCAUCAAGACCACCCACAACCCCGGCCAGUGGAGAACGCCUGCCUUUUGCUUUGAUAACUUCUGAUGUCGCUGAGGCUACUUGUGCAUGUUUACUGGCUCAAGCAGAAGAAGCUGAAAGGAUGAAGAUGCCAGCAGUUGUUCAAGAAAGAAUGGUCAUUGAAGAGUUUGGGCGCUGUCUUAUGCAGAUCAUUGACUCUGCUAAUAGAACAAGAACAACAAAGUCAGUGGCUUGAGAAAAGAAUGAAACGACUGACUGAAAUAAGCCAUGAGGAUCUGGUCAUGGCAGUAUACAGCAUGAAGGUACCUGCAUCCACUCAACUGGAACAGUAGCUCAACUACAUGGACCUGUUUACCUACCUGUAGAUCUUGCUCAUUGCUACAACACAGUUUAGAUGGAGAUGUGGGAAUAUAUGAUGACCUCCUGUACUGAACAUGAACCAUAAGUCUCCACAUACCAGACAGGUACCAUUACAAUUCCACUUAAGAGAUGUGGCUAACUAUGGGCCUGUUAGCUCUGAUGUAAGUGAUGUAACUAUCUGAUACACAUUAGCAGUUUAAAAUAUCUUCUCCCUUUAAGCAACACAAGUUUCUGAUAAA
This is a messenger RNA of Physella acuta, 3039 nucleotides long. Its product is annotated as protein lin-54 homolog. Gene Ontology annotation, cellular component: nucleus. Gene Ontology annotation, biological process: regulation of DNA-templated transcription. The record is from RefSeq and is a predicted model, not a curated record. Lineage: Eukaryota; Metazoa; Mollusca; Gastropoda; Physidae.